Camelina sativa (false flax) is the source of this 1032-nucleotide messenger RNA. NCBI's taxonomy places the organism in Eukaryota, Viridiplantae, Streptophyta, Magnoliopsida, Brassicales, Brassicaceae. The record is from RefSeq and is a predicted model, not a curated record.
UAACACAACAAGGGUUAUUGAAGAAAAAUGGCAUCUGAGAUCUCGUGGGACGAAAUCAAGAAAGAAAAUGUGGAUCUUGAGCGGAUCCCUGUUGAAGAAGUGUUUGAGCAACUAAAAUGCUCAAAAGAAGGUUUGUCAAGCGAUGAAGGAAAGAAGAGGCUUGAGAUAUUUGGGGCAAACAAGCUUGAAGAGAAAUCAGAGAACAAGUUUUUGAAAUUCUUGGGGUUCAUGUGGAAUCCUCUCUCAUGGGUUAUGGAGUCUGCUGCAAUCAUGGCCAUUGUUUUAGCAAACGGAGGAGGAAAGCCACCGGAUUGGCAAGAUUUUAUUGGUAUUAUGGUGUUGCUUAUCAUCAACUCCACCAUCAGUUUCAUCGAGGAAAAUAAUGCUGGCAAUGCCGCUGCAGCUCUCAUGGCCAAUCUUGCCCCUAAGACUAAGGUGUUGAGAGAUGGAAAAUGGGGGGAGCAAGAAGCUGCAAUCUUGGUUCCGGGUGAUCUGAUAAGCAUCAAAUUGGGUGACAUUGUUCCUGCUGAUGCUCGUCUUCUCCAGGGAGAUCCUCUCAAAAUUGACCAAUCGGCUCUUACCGGUGAAUCCCUUCCAGUCACCAAACACCCUGGAGAUGAAGUAUUCUCAGGAUCAACCUGCAAGCAAGGUGAGAUUGAGGCUGUUGUGAUUGCUACAGGUGUCCACACCUUCUUUGGCAAGGCUGCUCAUCUUGUUGACAGCACCAACAAUGUUGGCCAUUUCCAAAAGGUAUUGACUUCAAUUGGUAACUUCUGUAUAUGCUCAAUUGGAUUGGGGAUGUUGAUUGAGAUAUUGAUUAUGUACCCUAUCCAACACCGCACAUACAGAGACGGCAUUGAUAAUCUAUUGGUACUUUUGAUCGGAGGAAUCCCGAUUGCCAUGCCAACAGUUUUGUCUGUAACAAUGGCUAUUGGGUCACAUAGACUCUCUCAACAAGGUGCCAUCACCAAGAGGAUGACUGCAAUUGAAGAAAUGGCUGGAAUGGAUGUUCUCUGCAGUGAUAAAACNUGA